UGGUGUCUUAUUAGGAGGAAAAAAGGUUGCCUCAAAAACCCAAAAGAAGUUAAGGCUCAAAGAUCUACUUUACACACAGGAUAUCUGCUCUGCAUCUACUGAACAUCUACUGCAAAUCUCUCUUGUUUCUGUUGGUCGUCUGUUUUGGUCUACUUUGCAUCAGCAGCCAUGGUUCUGGAGGAGAACGAGAAUGACUCUGUCUUUGAGCCCCAAAUCACUGAGGAGCACAUUGACACUCAGUAUGGGAAGGUCCACUGCAUCAUGACAGGGACACCGAAGGCAAACCGUCCUGUGAUCCUGACAUAUCAUGAUGUCGGACUGAACCACAAGUCAUGUUUUGAGACUCUGUUCAAGCAUGAGGACAUGCAGGAAAUCGUCAGACAUUUGCCUGUGUGUCAUGUUGAAGCACCAGGACAACAUGAGGGAGCCAAAACUCUUCCUACUGCGUACACCUACCCUUCCAUGGACCAGCUGUCUGAAGCGCUGCCUGCUGUCCUCAAACACUACGGGUUGCGUAGUGUGAUUGGGCUGGGAGUUGGAGCAGGAGCCUACAUUCUCUCUCAAUUCGCUCUGAAUCACCCUGAUAUGGUGGACGGAUUGGUUCUGGUCAACAUCAACCCCAACGCUGAAGGACUAAUGGAUACUUUUGCAAGCAAGAUCACUGAAUGGACCCACACUCUCCCCGACACAGUCAUCACACACUUAUUUGGAAAGGAGGAGAUCCAGACCAACCAUGACCUCAUAGCUACAUACCGUCACCACAUCACAACAACCAUGAACCAGACCAAUGUGGCUCAGUUCUUCCGCUCCUACAACAGCCGCAACGCUCUGGACGUGGAGAGGCCUAUCCCUGGAGGAAACAUCAAUGUCAGGACACUCAAGUGCGCCACUCUCCUGGUUGUAGGAGAUCAGUCUCCAGCUGUGGAGGCUGUGGUCGACUGCAACUCCAAACUCAACCCCACAAAGACCACACUGCUGAAGAUGGCAGACUGUGGAGGACUUCCUCAAGUGGUUCAGCCAGCCAAAGUGAUUGAAGCCUUGAAAUAUUUCAUCCAGGGCAUGGGAUACUUGUCCAGUGCCAGCAUGACCAGACUUCGAUCCCGGACAACCUCCAGCUCCAGCAUCUCAUCCUUCGAUGGCUCUCGGAGCCGGGCACACACCAACGAGCUGCAGCGUGGCCGGACACUCUCACACGGCACAGAGGAGAAGCGUGGGCGCUCACACACUGACAUCUCCAUGGAGAGCAUCUCCAACAGUCACAUGGAUCAGAGCAUCUCAAAGACCACUGAAGUGGCCUGCUAGAGCGCGCUCUGCCCUAAAUCCCAUGCACUUAACUCAAAUUAUACCUCACUAUAGCUUUAUCCUACAUACUGUAUUUACCUACCUCUACCCUCAUCCUGUAAUGCCCUUUUAUCUGCACUAUUUAUCCUAUAUACUCAUAUAUAUGAGUAUCCCUCUGUAGCUUCUGUGUCUUUCCCUUUCCCUUCAUCAAUUUAACAUCCUUUCCUAUGUCUCUCCCUGGCUUCCUAGUCUCUCCAUAUAAGUGCUCUGCUCCUCCUCAGCCUCUUCCUCUCUGUAUCCUACCCUGAACUGUUACUGUAUGUCCCUACGUAUGUGUUUCUCUUCCUGAUUCUCUAAUAUUUUUUAAUAAUAUACAACACAUGAGGAAAUCAUGACAGCAGAAAUGUAUUCACUGAAAACUAACAUCUGUUCUUAGGCUAAAACUCAGAUGCAUAUUCAUUUAUAAUGAGUAAAAUCAACAUGUAAAGAUAUAUUUAUUAACUAUAUCAAGUAAUUUCCUAUAGUGUAACAGCUGGAUGUUCAUAACUGUAGGAGUGUAUGUGUAUAUGCAAUGAUGACAACUGUGUAAUGUUAAUUACAGGACUGUGUUAUGAACAUAAGUUUUAGCUCAUAAAAUGUUUUAAACCUAUGGGAAAUGAAGUCAUAUCAUUAUUAUUAUUAUUUCACACUCAGUUCAAUCAUUAAACCGGGUGACUUGAUGUAAUUAUUUCUUGUGCUAUGAAUGAUUAAACAUUUUACUGUAAA
Messenger RNA from Thunnus maccoyii (southern bluefin tuna), 2046 nucleotides. RefSeq names its product protein NDRG1-like. The transcript is spliced from 12 exons. Gene Ontology annotation, cellular component: cytoplasm. Gene Ontology annotation, biological process: signal transduction. The coding region runs from base 169 to 1302 and encodes 377 amino acids. The record is from RefSeq and is a predicted model, not a curated record. NCBI's taxonomy places the organism in Eukaryota, Metazoa, Chordata, Actinopteri, Scombriformes, Scombridae.